This is a messenger RNA of Capsicum annuum, 1400 nucleotides long. Its product is annotated as probable WRKY transcription factor 65. Gene Ontology annotation, biological process: regulation of DNA-templated transcription. Lineage: Eukaryota; Viridiplantae; Streptophyta; Magnoliopsida; Solanales; Solanaceae. The record is from RefSeq and is a predicted model, not a curated record. The coding region runs from base 188 to 1102 and encodes 304 amino acids. The transcript has 3 exons. Gene Ontology annotation, cellular component: nucleus. Gene Ontology annotation, molecular function: transcription cis-regulatory region binding; DNA-binding transcription factor activity.
AUCUGUCACCUUUCAUACCCCUUUUUAUACUAUUCCUCCAUUAUUUUCUUCUUCUUAUGAAAUCUCUUUCUCUUUUUCUCUCUCUUAAGCUUCCUUUAAGUACUUUCUUAUCUUUCAUAUAUCAUUAGUACAACUUUUAUUAUUAGCACCAAAAGAGACAAAGAAAAAGUACUUUGACAUAAUCAGUAUGGAAGGAAGAUUCAACAAUUUUUUUGUUUCUGAGCAAGAUGAUUCCGAGAAUUCACCGGAAAACAGCUCCGACUCGCCGCGUUCCGCCAUGUUCAAUGAUAACAAGAUGAUCACUUCAACUUCAUCCCCUAAAAGAAGAAGAUCCAUAGAAAAGAGAGUGGUGUCAGUGCCAAUUAAAGAAGUUGAAGGAUCAAAAAUGAAAGGUGAGAUAAGCAUGCCCCCAUCUGAUUCUUGGGCAUGGAGAAAAUAUGGACAAAAGCCCAUCAAAGGCUCUCCCUAUCCCAGGGGAUAUUAUAGAUGCAGUAGUUCAAAAGGAUGUCCAGCAAGAAAACAAGUAGAAAGGAGCCGUGCGGACCCAAACAUGUUGAUAGUGACAUAUUCUUGUGAACAUAACCAUCCUUGGCCGGCUUCUAGAAGUAAUCAACACAACCAUCGUACAAUUACCCCUACAUCAUGCACCAAUAAUAACACAAAGACAAAGACGAAAACAAUAGCAUCACUAACCGCAUCACCAGCAACAACAACAAUAAUAACGACUUCUGAUAUUCCGAUUUUACACUUUGAGCAACAAAAGGCCACGACCGAUUUCGCAGUACGCCCAUCGGAGCCCAAUUCGGACGAAAAAUUUGUCAAUCUUGGUGAAUCAUCACUUAUUAAUGCUGAAUUUGGAUGGUUUUCUGAUUUAGUUGAGUGUAACUCUACUACCAUACUAGAAAGUCCAAUUUUGACCCAAGUCGAAGUUAAUGAUUUUGACAUGUCAUCAACAUUGACAAUGCAAGAGGAAGAUGUGUCACUUUUCGCCGAUCUCGGAGAGUUACCGGAAUGUUCAAGGGUAUUUGGCCGUGGAAUGAUGGAGAGGGACGAGGAGCGCGACCGACAUAGCUUAACACCGUGGUGUGGGACCACAGGCUAAGAUCGUUUGGACAUGUGUUAUCAUAUUUACAUUUGUCUUUACUUAGACAAGAAAAUAUUAUUAUUUUUUUAACUCUUUUGAAUUAAUUUAUUAGGAGAUUGCGCAUCGUGCGCCAUAAGAUACCAAAGCAAUUUGGUUUUGGUUUUUAAUAUUUGUAACUUUUCUUAGAUUUCAGUGUAGGUUUUGUAGUAUAGUAAAAUAAAAACUUGUCCAGUUGAUUAUUGAGAGUGUUGUGUCUCAUUCUCAUUGUAAUUAGCAUCAUUGGCCGUUUCAUUUCCAACGGCUAAAUUUCUUCCAA